AAAAUCUGAUAAUCAUCCGGAAGUUUGUUACUGUUGGCAGAAUUGAUUUUUAGUUCAAUUCCUUUCCACCUGGCGUCGGUUUUCUUCCGGCAAAUUCUUUUCCCAAGUUGACCGAUUAUCGGACAAGAUGACCGAAGGCACAGCUACCAUCAGAACUAGAAAGUUCAUGACCAACCGGCUGCUAUGCCGUAAACAAAUGGUUGUGGAUGUCCUCCAUCCAGGUCAGCCCUCAGUUCGCAAGACUGAGAUUCGCGAGAAACUCGCUAAAAUGUACAAAGUCACCCCAGACCUCAUUUUCGUUUUUGGAUUCCGCACAAACUUCGGGGGUGGUAAAUCCACUGGGUUUGCGUUGAUCUACGAGACUCUCGAUUUCGCUAAGAAAUUCGAACCCAAGCACAGAUUACAGAGACACGGACUCUACGAGAAGCAGAAGGUGACCAGGAAACAACGUAAAGAACGUAAGAACAGAAUGAAGAAGGUUCGAGGUACCAAGAAGAGCAAGGUCGGCGCUGCGGCUAAGAAGGGGAAGAAGUAAAAGAAUAAUUCAAAUAAGUAUCAUCGGGCUUCAAUGGAGGAUGGUCUCAUUAUAUGAUUUAUUAUUCCGCAUGUCAACGUCUUAUGUAAACUGGGAUUAUAAUUUUCUAUUUCCUUGAA
Diachasmimorpha longicaudata is the source of this 654-nucleotide messenger RNA. It is a transcript of the gene RpS24, whose product is annotated as Ribosomal protein S24. The coding region runs from base 128 to 535 and encodes 135 amino acids. Lineage: Eukaryota; Metazoa; Arthropoda; Insecta; Hymenoptera; Braconidae. Gene Ontology annotation, biological process: translation. The record is from RefSeq and is a predicted model, not a curated record. Gene Ontology annotation, cellular component: ribosome. The transcript has 4 exons. Gene Ontology annotation, molecular function: structural constituent of ribosome.